This is a messenger RNA of Labrus mixtus (cuckoo wrasse), 1839 nucleotides long. It is a transcript of the gene elmod1, whose product is annotated as ELMO/CED-12 domain containing 1. The transcript has 11 exons. The record is from RefSeq and is a predicted model, not a curated record. Gene Ontology annotation, molecular function: GTPase activator activity. Lineage: Eukaryota; Metazoa; Chordata; Actinopteri; Labriformes; Labridae. The coding region runs from base 125 to 1129 and encodes 334 amino acids.
AGCUGCGGGGCCUGAUCUGAUCCGAUCCUGACUCCUGCAAACACCUCAUCUCGUCCUUCUUUUUUCCAGGUGAUCGCUGCACUGAAACAGCUCUGAAAACACGUGAGGGAGGACAGCAGCCAAGAUGAAGCAUUUUCUGAGAGUGGUGACCCAGUUCUUCGUCUUCCUCUACUGUAAACUGCUGUGGCGGGGCCUCAAGUUUGUCGCCAGGAAGUUCACGGGACGCUGCGAGCUGCAGCGGAUCUGCUACAACAACAAGCACGGAGCCCGCAGGACCCUCAAGAUUGAGUCCUCCCUGAGAUACUCCAAGAAUGAGCUGCUUCAGUCUUCCCUCAGCGUCCACCCGGAUAAAGUGGAGAAAACCAUCGACAACAUCAUGGCCUUGAAGAAGAUUAACCCUGACACCAACCCACAGCUGGGCAUCUCCCUUCAGGCCAGCCUGCUGCAGAUCGUGGGCUACAGGAGUCUGGUGGCCGAGGUGGAGAAGCUGCGCAGGGAACCGUACGACUGUGAAAACCCUGAGAACGAGAAAAUGCUGAUGAAGCUCUGGAAGGAGCUGCGUCCUGACACUCCUCUCACCAGCCGCAUCUCCAAACAGUGGUGUGAAAUUGGUUUCCAAGGCAGCGAUCCCAAAACUGAUUUCCGAGGCAUGGGCCUGCUGGGUCUGCACAACCUGCUGUAUUUUGCAGAGCAUGACAAGGCCACCGCUCUGCAGAUGCUUCAUGACUCUCUGCAACCAAAGCACAAGAGCACGCACAGAAAGCCAAGUGAGAUAAACAAGCCUGAAUGGGAACAGAAGAACCUCGACAAGGCUAUUGGAUUCUCUUUUGCCAUUGUGGGCAUCAACAUCACAGACCUGACCUACUCUCUGCUGGUGAGCGGCGCUCUGAAGACCCACCUGUACAACGUGGCCCCAGAGAUGCCGAGCCUGCUGCACUUCCAGCAGACCUUCUGUUACUUGAUGCAGGAGUUCCACCGCUUCUGGAUCGAGGAGGAUCCCAGCGACAUCAUGGAGUUCAGCCGGGUCCGCUCCAAGUUCCACCGGAGGAUCCUGCGGCAGCUGAAGAACCCGGACAUGGCUCUGUGCCCCCACUUCUCCGCCUCCGACCUCCACCUGGUCAACCUUUAAACACCUGCCCCCCCCCUCCCCCCCCUCCCUCACACCCUCACAGAGUCUCCCCUCGGGUGUCUGGUAGGCCAUUAAAAAAAUCAGAAAACCCCUUUACCCUCACGUCUGGGGAGACUCUGCUCCGUUCUCGUGCUCAGCUAACGUCAUGUUGCGUCACUGCCAAAAGCUCAUACAGCCACACACACACACACACACAAACACACACACACACACACUUAAACACACACUGCCUCUGCGCCCUCACUGCAGCGUCAGACCACCAGCAUCAGAGACGACCAUAGCGAUUGUAGCUGUGCAUGAGGAGGCCGCACCACACCGUCACGCGCUCAUCUUUACCGUUUGCUUUAAUGAUUCAUGACGAUUGUAUCACAGCCGUUACACCUCAGUUUUAUCUUCUCACAACAAAACCAAAAUUUACUUUCUCAACCAAAAAAAAAAUAAAUCCCGUCUUAGAUCGCAGCGUCGUGACCUUAAAGUCCGAAAUAUGUGUUAAAAAUAAAAUAAUAUUUUGUAUUCCAAAUGAAGAGCUACAGAUAUUUAAUGUGAUUUGUUGGAGCAUGAAAAAGAAAUGUUUCUGGCGCAGAUUCAAUCAAAAGUGAUGAAACAAUAUUCUGGACCGGUUCAUUUCUUAACUCUGUCUGUAUUAGGUCAUUACUAUAGAUUGUACCGUUCUAUUGUGAGGUUAACUCUCGAGACUUCUCUUUGCCAAA